AUGAAUCCAGGAGCUAGCAAAGCUAGAAAAUGUCUCUUUGGGCGUCCAGACCAUCAACAACUAGAGAGCGAUUUACAGAGAGAGUUAAAUAAGGAUGCUCGAGAGAUGAACGAAAAAUAUGACUUUGAUUUUCAGGAAGGAAAACCGUUAAAAGGAACGAAAUACGAAUGGGUUGAAGUUAAUGAGCCUCCGAAGGAGAACGAGGGGCAACCGAAAAGCAGUGGUGUCACUGAAACGGGAGACAAGGAAAUAACUAGGAAGAACCCGGUCGAAGAACAAUUACAGGAUCAUAAAACGCCAUCAAAGAAACUCCAGUGA
Messenger RNA from Orbicella faveolata, 318 nucleotides. Its product is annotated as cyclin-dependent kinase inhibitor 1B-like. NCBI's taxonomy places the organism in Eukaryota, Metazoa, Cnidaria, Anthozoa, Scleractinia, Merulinidae. The record is from RefSeq and is a predicted model, not a curated record.